Molecule: messenger RNA, 2537 nt
Organism: Myiozetetes cayanensis
Lineage: Eukaryota; Metazoa; Chordata; Aves; Passeriformes; Tyrannidae
Product: zinc finger protein 572-like
Exons: 2
Coding region: 68-523 (151 amino acids)
Biological process (GO): regulation of transcription by RNA polymerase II
Molecular function (GO): RNA polymerase II cis-regulatory region sequence-specific DNA binding; DNA-binding transcription factor activity, RNA polymerase II-specific
Source: RefSeq, a predicted model, not a curated record
AAGCGAUGGCGGCGACAGCGGGAUCUGCUCCGACUUUCAGGAUUUGUCCUUCCCAAAGCUUGGGCAGAUGGAGGAGGAGGCUGCAAGGAAGACGAAGAUGCCGCGGGCCCCCCAGGCAGGUGAGGAAGAAAUCAGUGCCCCUUUGGCCCUGUCUUGUGGUGCAUCUGUUGAGCAGCCUCCCAGCAGGGAGAAGCCCUUCAGGUGCUUGGAAUGUGGGAAGAGCUUCAGCUGCAGCUCCAGCGUGAUCCGACACCAGCACAUCCACACUGGGGCACGGCCCUACACGUGUAGGGAAUGUGGGAAGAGGUUUCAGACCAGCUCACAUCUCCACGAGCAUGAGCAGACACACACAGGGGAGAGGCCCUUCCGCUGCACCGACUGCGGGAAGGGCUUCAAGCUGAACUCCCACCUCAUCACCCACCAGCGCAUCCACACCGGGGAGAGGCCCUUCAAGUGUGGGGAGUGUGGAAAGAGCUUCAGCGACAGCUCUUCCUUGACCAGACACCAACGGACCCACCAGUAAGAGAAGCCCCUUGAGUGCCUCGACUGCGGGAAGAGCUUUGGCCGCUGCUCCCACACCAAAUGACCCCCCUGAUGGUGAGGCAACCCCUGGAGUCCAGGGACUGUCAGUCCAUCCCUUUCCAACAGAAAGGGCCAGUCCCCUUUGCCAGGGGCAGGUUGUGCCAACAGAACCCUUCUUGGGGGUGUGUGGAGAUUCCUGCCUUGACUGGGACCCCCCCAAGGUCACUGUUGGAGGUUGAGAGCAGAGAUCUCCCCACGAGCGUUGGUCUGGGGGAGUUCCAUCCAUCUCUAAUUCAUAAUUCUUGCUUUGGUGCCAGCUUGAGUAGAAUUGCUUCAACAAUUGCUUUAGUGUAGAGCACUGUCCUAUCUUAUGCUGUCCUACUGGUAGUAUUAGUGUUUCUAUUGUGCAGUAAAUAAUUCUGAUGAAGAUCUUUUGUCUGAUCAUUUGUAACCCUAAAUAAUUCAUUUCUAUCAAUAGAUGUGAUUUGCCAUCCUUAAAGCCUGGGGGACAAAAGUGGUUCAGUCCCACCUCUGUAAUUUCUCUAAGCUGAACGUGUUGGCAAAACCCAUGGCUGAGAUUGGAUCCAGCAGCCCCCAGCACCCCACAGUCAGUUGGGAGCUCAGAGGGACCACCCCCCUUUUGUGAAUCCUCCUUUUCCCAAAGACCCCCAUGGGACUUUCAGACCUGCCAGACCACCCCCACUUUUCCACCCUUCUCCGUGUUCCUCCCACUUUUUCAUGGUCCCCUGUUAUAAUUUGCUUAAAUAUUGCAGAACGAACUUUAGAUUUUAAUAUUCCCUUGAGCAAAACUAAAACUCACACAAGUUAUCUGUUGAUACCAAAACUUGAUUUUAUUAAUUGCUAAGAGGUGCAAAAAGAAAAGAAAAGGUUGGCAACUGCUAAGAAUAUUUCUAGAAGCAGAGAAUACCACUGAAAAGUACCUUUUCCCACUGAGCUGGUCUGUAUGUGGGGGAAGAGAAGGAGUUUCUGCCUUUUUUUCUCUGUCUCUGCAGCUUUUGGAUGUUGUCUCUGUAGCUGCAGGGGGUCUGACAGCUUUAGUUCUCUGCAAUGCACCAUGUGUGGUUUCUCCGCUCACGCUCCUGUCCCAGGCCCUGCAGGGUCUCAGCUCAGCCGAAGCUUUGGGCCCUCAGAAAUAUGGUCAGGGUAGAAGGAUAAGGUAGAACUCCCACAUGUGGCAUGGUGGUCUCAGCUCUCUCCAGGCCGGCACAGUUCCAGUCUCCGGUGGCAGGCAGGCAGCAUGCGGUGGUGGAGAAAAGGUGAGGGGAGGUGGGCAGAGAUUCUCAGCUACAGUCACCAGUUCUUCUCCCUUUCCUCUCCCUCAUUUUCCAAAAUUUGUCCUCAACUUUUAUAGUGUUCAAAGGAGGUUGAACGUGGUUUCUUGGCACGUAGCCAGUUCAGAUGUUGGAGGAGAUAUCAUAAUCAUAAACAAUGGUAGGAUCUUUCGGCAGGAAAAGUGCCGUGGAAAGUCCUGGUGGGAACUUCUGGCAGAGAGCUGACAGAGAAUGUUUGAUAGGAAGUUUUUGACAGGCAGAAACAAUUUUUGGCAUUUCUGUAUUAUCUGUGUGUUACAGAUGGUUGCCAUGGUAAGCAAUGUAACUGGGAAUGCAUAAUGGUUACCAUGGUGAUGGACCCUAGUGAUGGGAAUGCGUAAUAGUUGCCAUGGUAACUGACCAUAGCAAUGGGAUAAUGUGAUGGUUGCCAUGGUAAACGACUUCACAAUCAGGAUGCAUAAUGGUUGCAUCGGUGUUAACCGACCCCAGCAAUGUCAAUGCUCAAUGGUUGCCAUAGUAACCCACGUAACUGUGAAUGCCUGUCUGUGUAGGUGAGCACAGUUUAUUAAUAGGAAGCAACCGAGAAAGCAAACAUUUUAUAUCCUUUUUUUUUGUAUCCCUUUAAUUCCUUUUUACUAACUAAUGCUGUACUAAAAGCUGUUCUUAGUAUUGUGUGAAUGCCAACUGAUAAAGUAGUGGUUUUGUAUUUUUCAACUUUUGAUC